CAUAUCUUCCUUAUCCACAUUCUCACAAAAUCUCUCCAUUGCUCUCUGAGAAAACAAAAAAUGAUGUCAUCAAUGGCACUUUCAUCUGCUUCACUCUGCUCUUCUUUCGUCUCCCAGCAUCCCAAACUCUCCGUCACUGCAUCUCCUCCAUUGUUCACUUCCCAAACAGCCAAACCCAUCUCUGUAAAACGUAAAAUCGCAACUCUAGCAGCUCCAGAGGCACUUACAGCUGAAACAGUCCCCGGGAUUGAUACUUCAGACAGCACUCCACAACCAACAUCUAAGGUGGUGAAGCCAGAUGAGAAGUCAAGAGUGGUUCUCAAGUUUGUGUGGAUGGAGAAGAACAUAGGAUUAGGAUUGGACCAACAUGUACCUGGACAUGGUACAAUCCCACUUAGUCCUUACUUCUUCUGGCCUAGGAAAGAUGCUUGGGAAGAGCUUAAGUCUACUCUUGAAGCUAAGCCAUGGAUCUCUCAGAAGAAGAUGAUCAUUCUUCUUAACCAAGCCACUGACAUCAUCAAUCUCUGGCAACAAAGUGGCGGCAAUUUAACUUCUCAAUAAUCUCUAUUUUGUUUCUGCAUUUCAAGAAUUCACUUUGUCUAUGAUUACUAUUGCUAUUGAGAGAGUUUUUUGUUUUGUUUAUCUAAACAAUAUCCAAUGAUAUUCGACUUACAAGA
Capsella rubella is the source of this 677-nucleotide messenger RNA. RefSeq names its product 30S ribosomal protein 3-1, chloroplastic. The record is from RefSeq and is a predicted model, not a curated record. Gene Ontology annotation, biological process: translation. Bases 61 to 561 code for a protein of 166 amino acids. NCBI's taxonomy places the organism in Eukaryota, Viridiplantae, Streptophyta, Magnoliopsida, Brassicales, Brassicaceae. The transcript has 2 exons. Gene Ontology annotation, cellular component: ribosome. Gene Ontology annotation, molecular function: structural constituent of ribosome.